Molecule: messenger RNA, 489 nt
Organism: Knipowitschia caucasica
Lineage: Eukaryota; Metazoa; Chordata; Actinopteri; Gobiiformes; Gobiidae
Source: the annotation of a GenBank genome assembly
AUGCCUAAAGGUAGUAAGAGCGCAAGCGCCCCUCUGCUAACACCGCGGCCUGGUGCUACCUCCGCAUCCCCGCCCCCGAGUGGACCAUCAGGGCCGUGGCCUGCACUUGGCGAGCCACUAGCCGAAUCUGAUGCUAACACCAUCAAGACGGAUAUACUUUCUGCUCUUCGUGAGGAAAUCAAGACUAUGUUUAAGUCCGAACUACAUGCAGCUCUUGGGGAAAACCUUACGUCGAUUAAGUCGGAAUUGCUUCAUUUCAAGGCAGAAAUUUCGUCUAACAUUACUACGAUGAAGCAAGAGUUUGCGGGGCUAAGGGGCACUAUUGUGGACAUGGAACAGUCGCUUUCCGCGUGCACAGAUGACAUCACCAUUCUUCGCUCCCAGGUGGAAAACAUGGCUAAAGAAAUUGUCAAGUUGGAGAACAAAUGCGAGGACUUGGAAUCACGAUCGCGUAGGAACAAUAUUCGCAUUAUAGGGGUCUCCGAGUGA